Molecule: messenger RNA, 2955 nt
Organism: Mercurialis annua (annual mercury)
Lineage: Eukaryota; Viridiplantae; Streptophyta; Magnoliopsida; Malpighiales; Euphorbiaceae
Exons: 7
Coding region: 1-2955 (984 amino acids)
Source: RefSeq, a predicted model, not a curated record
AUGGCACCUUGUAAGCGUUGGAUGGAUCUCGUUGGUGACCGGCUUAAUGAAUCUUUUCUCCCAUCUGAUUUUUAUGGAAUUAUGGAGAAUUAUACGUUUUGGUAUCACCAUGGGGAAAGAUCAGGAGAGCCUCAAUCAGAAAGUGAGGGUGACAAUGAUGAGGAAUUAGAAGACGAAGAAGAGGAUGACGUGCAAGAAAUCCUUAGGGACUUCUACCCUAAUUUUUAUGAUGUUGAUGGGAAUGGUGAUCCUCUUGGAGAGGAACCCAAUACUGAAGCAAAACAGUUCUAUAUGUUGUUAGAAGAUUCUCAACAUCCUUUGUAUCCAAGUUCUAAAACCUCUAAGUUGUCAGCAUUGAUAAAUCUGCUUCAUAUCAAGAGCAUCGGGCGAUGGAGUAAUGAGUCAUUUAGCAUGCUAUUAAAGUAUCUUAAUGAAGAAUUACUUCCUGAAGGGUCUUCUUUGCGAAAUUCAUAUUACGAUGCCAAAAAAAUAAUCAAGGCUCUUGGACUUUCUUAUGAAAAGAUUGAUGCAUGUGUCAAUAAUUGCUUGUUAUUUUGGAAGGAUGAUAAAGAGGCCAACUUUUGUAAAAUUUGUGGCGCUUCAAGAUGGAAACAAAACAGGCACGGUGAGGACAACACAUGUAAAGAAAAUGGGAAGAAAAUACCAUUCAAGACAUUAAGGUAUUUUCCAUUAAAGCCUAGACUUCAAAGAUUGUUUAUGUCGAGGAAGAUAUCUCCUUUCAUGAGAUGGCAUUAUGAACAAUGUAAAGAUGAUGGUACGUUGAAGCAUCCGGCAGAUUCAUUAGCAUGGAAACAUUUUGAUGAGCUUCACAAAUCAUUUGCAUCAGACCCUCGUAAUGUGAGACUUGGCCUUCCUAGUGAUGGGUUUCCACCAUUUACAAAUUCGAAGACACCAUAUAGUAUUUGGCCCGUUAUUCUCAUUCCAUAUAAUGUUCCACCAUGGAUGUGCAUGAAGCAAUCAAAUUUGAUUUUAUCGACCCUUAUUCCCGGUCCUGAUGGUCCUGGAGAUGCAAUUGAUGUUUAUCUCCAACCUUUGAUAGAAGAGUUGAAGGAGUUAUGGGACAAUGGCGUUGAGACAUUUGAUGCAUCAAUCGAGAAAAAAUUUCGGUUACAUGCUGCCUUGUUGUGGACUAUUAACGACUUUCCUGCUUAUGGAAAUUUAUCUGGUUGGAGUACAAAAGGAAGAUUGGCUUGCCCUUGCUGCAAUAAAGACACUUCUUGGAGAAGAUUAUCUAAUAGUCGCAAACAAUGUUUCAUGGGACAUCGUCGUUAUCUAUCACCAACUCAUAGAUGGAGAAAGGAUAAGGCAUCAUUCGAUGGAACUAAAGAGAAAAGACUACCACCCAAGCCUAUUUCUGGUAAUGACAUACUUAAACAAGUUAGUGACCUUGAUGGGAUGAUUCUAACCAAGGAUACAAAUAAAAGGGUCAAAAUAUCACAUAAAAGUAGGGGUGUUAAUUGGAAUAAGAAGAGUAUCUUUUUUGAACUUCCUUACUGGGAUACUUUAUUAUUACGACAUAAUUUAGAUGUUAUGCAUAUCGAGAAGAAUAUAUGUGAUAGUAUUCUUGGCACAAUCAUGAAUAUCAAAGGGAAGACUAAAGAUACCUUCAAAUCUCGACUAGAUUUGCAGGCUAUGAAAAUAAGGCAAGAACUACACCCGAUCAAGCAUGGGGAUAAAUAUAAAAUGCCAUUGGCUUCUUACACAUUGUCCCCAGAAGAGAAACAUAAAUUUUGUCUUUUCUUGAAGGAGUUAAAAGUUCCAGAUGGAUUUUCUUCUAACAUUUCACAUUCUGUCAACCUUAAAGACCAUAAAUUUUCUGGUUUGAAGAGUCACGAUUGUCAUGUUAUUUUGCAACACUUGCUUCCUCUUGCAAUACGUGGUCUUCUUCCUAAAGCAGUUUAUGAACCACUUAUCGAGCUAUCAAUGUUUUUUAAUGUUCUUGGUGCUAAAGUGUUGAAAGUAGAGGAGUUAAAACAACUUGAUGCACAAAUACCUAUAACACUUUGCAAGUUAGAGAAGACGUUCCCUCCUUCAUUUUUUGAUAUAAUGGUGCAUUUUCCUAUUCAUUUGCCUGCUGAAGCUAUGAUUGGUGGUCCUGUGCAAUAUCGAUGGAUAAACAAGUUCAAUCGCCUCGAGCGCAAUUACGAUGGUGCUAUUGAUGAUACUAUUGGAGAGUUAAAGAUUUUUUGCCAUCCUGGACGAGCUUUAGGAGCAAGGAAACUACGCGAUCUUAGUAUGCAAGAGAUGGAACAAGCUCGGGUGUAUAUUUUAAAAAAUUGUGAAGAAGUCCAACCUUUUCUCGAAGAAUUUUCACAAAUUCAAGCAAGUAGUUCACAACAUUCGUCUGAAAAGGAAUGGGAUAAACACUUUGUAAAUUGGUUCAAUACCAGAGUAACUCGAUUGCAUAAAGAUGACAAAAGCAAAGAGAUGGAAGAUUUGUUUUCAUUAGCUCGUGGUCCUACUCAAUAUGUCACAAGUUUUAAAGGGUACAUUUGUAAUGGAUUUAGAUUUCAUACAGAACAUCAUGAAAAGGGCUUAAGGACACAAAAUAGUGGAGUAGUGGUUGUAGGUGACAAUGGCAUAGAAGUUGAACAUAUUGAUUAUUAUGGUGUUUUGACUGAAAUUCUUGAAUUUAAAUAUCUUAAUGGAAGACGAGUGAUAUUGUUCCGUUGUAAAUGGCGGGAUGUGUAUGAUAAAGUGAGAGGGAUUCAAGUCGAUGAGUAUGGGAUUAUUAGUGUUAAUUGCCAACGACUUUUAAAAACAGAUGAGCCAUUUAAGACCCAACCUCGUGAUGUAUAUACAGUCUCGUCACAAUUGGAUGAACAGAGUGAAACAAUUGACCUUGAAAAUGAAGCAUAUCAACAAGCAGAAUCUUUUCAGCCAGAAUUUGUAGAUCCAAAUAUAGAAAGAGAGUUCAAUUGGAGUAGAACUUAA